Symbiodinium sp. CCMP2592 is the source of this 1701-nucleotide messenger RNA. The record is from the annotation of a GenBank genome assembly. NCBI's taxonomy places the organism in Eukaryota, Dinophyceae, Suessiales, Symbiodiniaceae.
AUGCGGAGCUCCUGCAGAUACACCACACAAGAGGCUUUGGCUUUGCACGAGUCUGUUCCUCCCGACCAUUGGUGCGUCACGCGCUCAGAUCUGAAGCACUUGCGGCGGGAAGUUCUGAAGGCUAUCGAGAAUGGCGAGAUUGGGCCACCAGAUGACGGGACUGACGAUUUUGCGGUCUCUGACAAGCAAUAUGGGCCCAGCAUCUACACCGUGAACAGGCAGUACAUCAUGCCAGUUACACAGGAUGCAGGGAAGGUUAGCUGGGCUUUGAUGCGACACCCUGCUGGCCUGGAGUGUGACUUGUUCAUUAGCCACGCAUGGCAAGAAGGCGUAUUCGAGUUCCUGUCCAAAGUAUUACAUUCUUGGCCCAGAGCUGCUCGGCAUGCCUGGUGCUGCAUGCUGGCCAACCCACAGAAUCUGGAUAUUGGGGCAUUGCUGCAGUCUCCCAGCAACUCGCCCUUUGCGCUGGCACUUCAGGCCUCGACGUGGGUCCUGGUUGUCCCAAACCGCCACUGCAGUAUCUACACGAGGCUGUGGUGCAGCUACGAGGCAUACGUUGCGCACGAUGCGAGGAAGACCAUAUUCGUUGCCAGAUCCUCCAACAGGAGGAAGAUUUGCGCUGCCCUCAGCCAAGCCCUUCUCGCAGGCCUUGCGGGUGUGUUCCUGGCACUUGCGAUGGAUCGCUGGAGGCAUUCCUGGCGACACCAUGUUGUCGGCCUGGUCGCACUCUGCAUGGUCGUAGCUAUUGCUCUCGCGAGCGCUGCACUUCAACACAACGGAAGCCGAAUGGCUCUGAACUGGCUUGGUGCAUUUGUCUCGGGUUUUCUGACUAUCCACUGGUACCCUAUCCACGGUGCUCUAGAACUCCCAGGAAAAUCGGACGAGUUGAACCUCGCAGAGCAGCGACUGCUUUUGCUCAUUGCUGCAAGCUUCUUCUACUUGAUGGAGGUCGACCGCGUGAAUGGCCAGUCACGGGCAGAAGAGGCCGUGCAGCUCCGGCGAGGCUUCCGUGGGUCCAUCGCACAUGCGACAUGCUCGGAGCCGGACGACGCAGAUCGAAUUCAUGCGGAGAUCGGCACCCAAACGGAAGACGUAGACUACGCCAUCCAGGUGCUUUUGACUGCUGGGAUGUCGACACCGACGCUCCGAGACGUUGCGCGUGCAGGUGUAGGGAUUCAGGACGCAGGCCAUGCAGAGAUCGCCGUCCCAUUUCUGGCGUUGAUUCCCUUCACUGCCAUGUCCAUUUUCAGUUUCUGCAUCAACUUCGAAUACCUGCCGGAAGCUGCAUGGGUGUACUACGUGCUCCAGGUCUAUCCGAUUCUCUGUCGGGUCGCCCUUCUCCUCGUCAUCUCUCGCAGUGCCACGGACGAGCGGUGCUUCAUCAUGAAGAUGAUGACCAAGCUGGUUGCCAUCUACCUCGCCGUGAUUUGCCCGAUCCUGGUGCAAUGGGAAUGGUACGGUUCCAGUGGGCAUCUGCCGGAUCAAGCCCUGAUCGACGUGUGUUUCUACACGGCCAUGUGCUGCUUCUCCUUCCUCGGCAUGAGGGGCACCCUGGCGCUGCCACGAUGUGGGCCUUGCCUCCUACAGCUCUUUCUCGGCCGCUGCAACAAGCUACCCGGGCCAUGUGCUGCUCAAAGCAGUCCGACGGCAACGGAUACCGACAGUGACUCCGCAGGGUCCACGACCACCCAAGGCUCCUAG